AGUGGAAGAGAUGACAAUGAGGUAGGCACUGGAGGUUCAGAAGUCCUCCAUAUAGUCCAAACACAUGCGGCUACUGUGGUCCUGGUCAGCCUGACCUUGGACAAGGACCCAAUGCCCAACCCCAGGCCUGCCAAGCCCUUGGCCCCUUCCUUGGUGCUCAGCCCAUCCCCAGGAGUCUCGUCCAGCUGGAGGGCUGCACCCAAGGCCUCAGACCUGCUGGGGGCCAAGGGCCCGGGGGCAACCUUCCAGGGCCGGGACCUCCGAGGUGGGGCCCAUGCCUCCUCCUCCUCCUUGAACCCCAUGCCACCAUCACAGCUGCAGCUGCCCACAGUGCCCCUAGUCAUGGUGGCACCUUCUGGAACACGGCUGGGUCCUUCGCCCCACUUGCAGGCACUCCUCCAAGACAGGCCACACUUCAUGCACCAGCUCUCAACAGUGGAUGCCCAUGCCCGGACCCCCAUGCUGCAGGUGCACCCACUGGAAAGACCAGCUAUGAUCAGCCUCCCGCCACCCACUGCUGCCACUGGGGUCUUCUCUCUCAAGGCCCGGCCUGGCCUGCCACCUGGGAUCAACAUGGCCAGCCUGGAGUGGGUGUCCAGGGAACCAACAUUGCUCUGCACCUUCCCAAGCCCUGGUGCACCCAAGAAAGACAGCACCCUUUCGACCGUGCCCCAAGGCUCCUACUCACUGCUGGCAAAUGGUGUCUGCAAGUGGCCCGGAUGUGAGAAGGUCUUUGAGGAGCCGGAGGACUUCCUCAAGCACUGCCAGGCAGACCAUCUCCUGGAUGAGAAGGGCAGGGCACAGUGUCUCCUCCAGAGGGAGGUGGUGCAAUCUCUGGAGCAGCAGCUGGUGCUGGAGAAGGAGAAGCUGGGUGCUAUGCAGGCCCACCUGGCUGGGAAGAUGGCCCUGACCACGCCUCCAUCUGUGGUGUCAUCUGACAAGGGCUCCUGCUGCAUUGUAGCUGCUGGCACCCCGGGCACCACCCUUCCGGCCUGGCCUGGCCCCCAGGAGGGCCCCAAUGGCCUGUUUGCUGUGCGGAGGCACCUCUGGGGCAGCCAUGGACAUAGUACAAUCCCAGAGUUCUUCCACAACAUGGACUACUUCAAGUUCCAUAACAUGCGGCCCCCGUUCACCUAUGCCACUCUCAUCCGCUGGGCCAUCCUGGAGGCUCCUGAGAAGCAGCGGACACUCAAUGAGAUCUAUCACUGGUUCACACGCAUGUUCGCCUUCUUCAGAAACCACCCUGCCACCUGGAAGAAUGCCAUCCGCCACAACCUGAGCCUGCACAAGUGCUUCGUGCGGGUGGAGAGUGAAAAGGGGGCUGUGUGGACCGUGGAUGAGUUUGAAUUCCGCAAGAAGAGGAGCCAGAGGCCCAGCAGGUGUUCCAACCCCCUAGCUGGCCCCUGACUGCAAAGCCAAGGAAAGGAAGGAAGGACAGGGGCCAACAUGUGGGGCUAAAGUGGCUGGGGGUGGGGGUGACAGGCCCGGACAUACUCACAGCGACCAAGAAGUGCAUGUACUGUCUUGCCUGCCAGGGACCCUAUUACCAAACUGACUACCCCUCCUGGAUCAUAUGCUCUGCACCAAGGCUGCUCAGAGGGACCUCAACCCCGCACUCCCAUCAUAGCCCCCCAUGACAGGCUCUCCAGGCAAACUGAGCCUUCACAAUUGCCCUCACACACAGCCUGCCUUGGGCACUCACAGGCAACCUAGGACUGGAAAAAGUCACAAUCCUGUCCAAUCCUUGGACUUCAUACAAACCCCCAAACAAAGAGCCUGUCUCAGUACACUCACACAACCUCAAAUCUGCACAGUCACACAAUCACACCUGAGUACGCCUGUCAACCCACAUACCCCGAAGCACACUCCCACAGCCAGCCUCCAGGCCCCUAGGUGCAUCACAGGGGGGAUGCCUACACACCCACACAGAAGCAGCCUUAGUGCCUUCAGGGUCUCAGGUCCUAGAAAGCCACAUAGACACAUACCAGUCACACACAGUCUUACGCAGCUCCUACCACUUAUACUUGGUCACACAGUCCAUUAGAACUCAUCUGCACACCACGCACACCCACACAGCGCCCCAGUGGGUCUCGAGUCCCACACGACACACAUGGUCACAUA
This is a messenger RNA of Myotis davidii, 2121 nucleotides long. RefSeq names its product forkhead box P3 (gene FOXP3). Gene Ontology annotation, molecular function: RNA polymerase II cis-regulatory region sequence-specific DNA binding; DNA-binding transcription repressor activity, RNA polymerase II-specific. The transcript has 12 exons. Gene Ontology annotation, biological process: regulation of transcription by RNA polymerase II. The record is from RefSeq and is a predicted model, not a curated record. Lineage: Eukaryota; Metazoa; Chordata; Mammalia; Chiroptera; Vespertilionidae. Gene Ontology annotation, cellular component: nucleus. The coding region runs from base 112 to 1407 and encodes 431 amino acids.